This is a messenger RNA of Rhagoletis zephyria (snowberry fruit fly), 683 nucleotides long. Its product is annotated as trypsin-7-like. Lineage: Eukaryota; Metazoa; Arthropoda; Insecta; Diptera; Tephritidae. Gene Ontology annotation, molecular function: serine-type endopeptidase activity. Gene Ontology annotation, biological process: proteolysis. The record is from RefSeq and is a predicted model, not a curated record.
UACAAGAGCAUGCCGCUAAUCCGCCAAUCUUGGCCUUCUCGAAGAGAUAAGAUUGGAAGAAGGCUACCAGAGCGCGUAUAUAAAAACGACGUUGUAAACUGCAGAGCUAUUUAUACAAAACAAAUUCUAACAUGGCAAACAACGUUUACUUGUCAACUAUUUUGGUCUUCAUCAUCGUCGUUAGUGUGAAAUCAGACACUGGCACAACGAACACAACUCUACAGCCUGAGCAGCCUGGUGGGCGCAUUGUAGGUGGUUACGAUGCUGACAUAUAUCAGUUUCCAUAUCAAGUAUCGGUGCAAUUGGAAAGACUACAUCGUUGUGGCGGUGCCGUAUAUACCUCAACUAUCAUCGUCAGUGCGGCCCAUUGUGUUGAGCUGGCGGACAUGCCGGAGCUGUAUGCUGUACGAGCUGGUUCGACGGAGCAUGGGAGUGGCGGUGUAUAUAUGCCAGUGCGCCGCAUCCUCAGACACGCCCAAUUUCAACCACAGUAUCAGAUCAGCCACGAUAUAGCUUUGUUGGCUUUAGCUUUUCCGUUGCCAUUUGGCAUCGGUAUACAACCUAUACCGCUUGCAACGAGAGCGGAUAUGACAAACUUGAUGAGUACCAUAUGGUUCGUUAGCGGGUGGGGUGCAACUUUGGAGGGAUCGCAAGUAAGAGCGGAACGCUUGCGUUAUGUCGCC